GUCUCAGUAGCUCAGUGAACACUCGCUCUAGGAAUGUGUGUGUGUGCACCACUGCUUCAGGACUGAGCUGAGGCCUGCUGAACAGCGAAGCCUGGGACUUGAGUUUAUUUCACAGCUGACUGGACUUGCCUCUCUCCCGGGCAGCUGACUCGGGGGGGCUCCAGCCUGUAGUCCAGCAGGAGUCAGCAGAGAGGGGCUGGGACGGCUGGCAGCGCGUGCCUGUGGGAUGGGAAAUGCCUAUAUAAAGCCGUCUUGUUCUGUGGCGUUCCGGGCUGUUCUGUGCUGUUCUAUUUGAGGCUCUCUUGGCUACGCCGUCACCUGUGGGAGCCGUUCCACGCUGAGCGCCAUAUGCAGGGCAGGAGGAGGGGGAGGGGGUGUUUAGAGACCAUGGACAGCUCGGUGGCAGGAGGGCUUGUGUUUAGACUGCUGAGGUAAACAGUGACUGCCCUCUGGUUCACGCAUGGAUUGCCUCAGUGACCAAAAUGGAAACUUGACAUCUGGCAUCUGGCCUGUCUCAAGAUUGUGUGUGUGUUUGUGUGUGUGUGUGUGUGUGAGAGAUUUAAUGUUUGAACAAGUGACAGUGUGUGUGUGUUAGCGGCGUCAUGUUGGCUGUUCUGUGGCGGUGGCUUGCCGUGCUCUGGUUGUGGUUCUGGGCGUGGGUGCGGUUCGGAUCACAGUGGGCCCGCACCAGGCAGGCCGCACAGCCACCCCUCACACUGGACAGUGACAUCCCUCAGGAGGAGGAGCUCUGUUAUAGCCAAUCAGAGGAGUGGAAGACUGACCAAUCAGCCAGGACCUACGGUUACCAUGACGACGCAGCGAUGGUGGCUGUGCAGACAAGCACUCACACUUUCUACGUGGACCUGGAGCGUCUAGCAGAGUGUGGCGAAUAUUUCCGGGCCCUCUCCCACUCCAGUAUGAUCGAGACGAGCCAGCGGCGGAUUGUUCUAGAACACGUGCCCUCCGAGGUCUUCCACAGCCUGCUGCAGUUCUACUUCCUGGGUCACUUCCGCAUGGCGCCGUCACACCUGCCCGCCAACCUCCAGGUGAGUAGCUACCUGCUCUCCUCCGCCUACACCUCCCGCCUGCUGGCCCACCUGUCCUCGCUCCUGACGCCACUCACCUGCCCGGCGUACCUGGAGCUGUCCAAGCGGCUGGGCUGCCCCGAGCUGCGCCACCAGGUGCUCCUCUACCUGAGCGCUCACCUGUUGGAGCUGCCGCACCUGAGUCGGGCGCUGGAGCCCCGCGAGAGAGAGCUGCUCCCGGACCUGCGCUCCGCCGGAACCCUCCGUCUCUGCUGCCUGCGCAAGGAGAACCUGUGCGCGCGGAACGCGCUGGAAACUCAGGCGGUGCGGAGGGUCUUCUGCCUGGAGGAGGGGGAGGGGGAGGGGGUGGAGACCACGGGGUGGACCCCGCUGACGGAGAUGCCGUUCCAGGCGGAUAAGUGGUGCUUCACCACGGCGGUGCUCUUCAACUACCUCUACCUCGUCGGAGGCUACCGCCACCGGGCCGCCCGCGGAUACGAGUUCAAGAUGGCCUCGUUCCGCUACAACCCCCUCACCCAGCAGUGGGCCCCAGUGGCGCCCAUGAUCAAGCACAGACGUCACUUCAGCGCGGUGGCGUGUGCGGGGUGUGUGUAUGCCGUGGGCGGCUGGUACCUGGACUCGCUGGUGACCCCUGACUCCAGCACGAGCCUGUACACGGCGGUGGAGCGCUACGACCCCUGGGCCGACCGCUGGGCCUUCGUGGCGUCGCUGCCGCUCAGCGACUUCCGCUUCAGCCUGUCGCUGGCGCACGACUCGCCCCUCACGGCCGCGCGCGCCGACUGCCUCUACGUGCUGGGCAGCAUCUACCGGACCGGGGAGAAGCUGGUGCUCCGGUACAGCACCACCAACGACUGCUGGUCGGAGCUCCUGCCCACUUUGACCCGAACGGAUGCCCUCAUGCCCAGCCUCUUCUUCCUGGGUGCCACAGACAAGCUGCUGGUGAUUGGCGGAAACAACACCGAAACCAUGGUAACCUCAUUCUGUGUGGACUCUCAGCGCUGGGGGCGUGUCCGGAGCAUGGAGAGAACAGCUCUCAUUGGUCAGGGGACAGUUGUGGACGGCGAGGUCAUCAUAUCAAGUUUAAAACAUGACGCUGUGAUCAGACUGAAUACGGACUCUCUCUCCUUCUCCCUCCUCCCCCCUCUCCCCAUCCCUACCUGCUACGAAAGUGUCUUCCACCUCUACUUUUAACACACCGCAAACGUCCAACAAACGUAUUACAAACGUCCAACAAACUUAUUACAAAGUAUAACAAAUAUCUUUAAACAUAUUACAAAUAUCUUAUAAACGUAUUACAAACAUCUUGCUCAGCAUGUCUUGCCCUGCACCUCCCCAUCCCUACCUGCUACGAGAGCCUCUUCCACCUCUUUUUAAUUCAUCGCACACGUAUUACAAAUGUCUUAUAAACGUCUUACUCAGCAUGUUUUGUCCCUCCUCAUGCAGUUUGUUGUAGCAUACACUGUGUCUAUGCAACAGAACUGAGAGAGACUUUAGGCAAACACCACUCCACCUCACGUGUGUGUGUACACUUGUGUAAGUUUAACUACAUACAAUACAUACCGUACACACAUUCAAAUCCACUUUUAUGCUGCUUCUACUUCUUAUGGUUAUGUUUAUGGUUAUGGUAUUGAGAAGACACUUUCGUCCAAAACAACAUACAAAUUACAUAACAUGAAGAGUUAAAUUUAAUGGUGAACAAUUGAAAAGUUGGUUACUAUUUAAGGAGAAUAGCAAUAAUAAACAACAAUGGCAAUUCAAUCAAUAGCUUAAGGAAAAAAACUAAAUACUAUGAUAUACAAACCAUAAUGCUUUAUAAACUAAGUGCAUGUUGAACAGAUAUGCCUUAAGAUCCUUGGUGAAUAGCUGUUUUAGCUGUAAACACCAAAAGCUCAGUUUUUGAGAGAUUAAGCUGAAGGUAUUCUUAUAGCAUGCAGAAAUCCAAUGGGAAAUGCUGGAGUCCUCAGGUGGGAAAGAUAGAUGUUGAGUGUCAUCUGCAUAGCAAUGGUAGUCAAAUCCAUGGGAGUGAAUGGUCUCACCUAAGGAAGUGGUGUAAAUAGAGAAAAGCAGGGGCCCUAAUACUGAUCCCUGAGGCACACCUGGAGAGGUCACGAGACUUUGAUACCUGUCCCUGCAAAGACACGGUGAACGAACGCCCUUUAAGGUAUUCAAACCAGUCAAGAGCUUUCCCAGAAAUUCAUGGUUCAUGGUUAGUAUCAAAGGCUGCAGAUCAAGUACAGGAUAAUUCUGAGAUAUUACUAGAAUCCUGUAGUUAUUGUAUUAUGACGAUUUACUAGAGUUAUCAUUCUGUUCAAAUAUGUAUUAAAUAUGACUGCUGUACACCUAUAAUUUUCAAUGAGAAUGUUUGUUGUUGUAUUAUUAUCCCUUUUGACAAAAACCUCUGCAAUGAUCCAUAACCAUAUUAUUAUAAAAAUGUGUUCCUAGGACACAGUUGGAUAUCAGGCACAUGUCCUUGCAGGACAUAUUGAUGUGUGUCAGUCUAAUAACCCUGUCAUGUCAGCCUGUCCCUGCUUCCAGUUUAAACAUUAAACAUUUGACAUUGUUUCACUAUGUUCGCAAUCUGACCUCUAAUUCUCCUUGAGGAUACUGUAUGCCGUGUGGAGCUCUGCCCACUUAAGGUGUGUGUGUACGGUUUUGUUGAUGUUUCGUACUGUUAUGUACUGUAUGUGAGGUUCUGUGCACUUAAGAUAUGUGUGUAAGGUUAUGUUGAUGUUUCUGUACUGUGUGUGUGUGUGU
This is a messenger RNA of Sardina pilchardus (European sardine), 3800 nucleotides long. Its product is annotated as kelch-like protein 42. The coding region runs from base 603 to 2237 and encodes 544 amino acids. Lineage: Eukaryota; Metazoa; Chordata; Actinopteri; Clupeiformes; Clupeidae. The transcript has 4 exons. Gene Ontology annotation, molecular function: protein binding. Gene Ontology annotation, cellular component: Cul3-RING ubiquitin ligase complex. The record is from RefSeq and is a predicted model, not a curated record. Gene Ontology annotation, biological process: protein polyubiquitination; proteasome-mediated ubiquitin-dependent protein catabolic process; regulation of microtubule-based process.